Pelagomonas calceolata is the source of this 865-nucleotide messenger RNA. Lineage: Eukaryota; Pelagophyceae; Pelagomonadales; Pelagomonadaceae. The record is from the annotation of a GenBank genome assembly.
GUCGGCUUGGCUGGGCCCGCGAGUCCUGAGCUGCCACAAAAAAUCACAGCCAGCCACGCGUGGACUGCUCCCGAGCCCCAGCCGGUGGCCAGCUUGCAAGAAACGCGAGGCGCGCCCGGGCGCUUAGCAAACACAUCUCCCAGCAGUCAGGAGGAAACAAUACGACGCCCGGCGCCGCGUGUAGAGGUGCUCGAGCCUAUCAACGCCAAAAAGCCGCGCCGCGUCACAACAAAGGCGUCAGACCCCGUCGACGCCCGCCGCCACCACAAAAAUGUCCGGCAUCCAGUCCGGCUCGAGCCACCUCAUCAUCCCGAAGCGCAUCUUCGCCGUGGUCACGCUCGGCGCGUUAGGUGGAUUGAGCGGAGUCCUCGUGUCGAACCACCUCUACAAUAGACAAGUAGAGCAGUUCCUCCACGAGAAGACGUCCGCGGCGAAGCGCGCGAACACGCAAUUAACUGGAGAGAAGGAUGAUUAUAGGGCGCUGUUCAACAAACUCACGGUCCAAAUGGACGAGGACGCCAAGGACGGCAAGAUCACGCAGGAGGAGUCGGGCGGGUUCCACCAGCUCGCGCAGCGGUUGAUGGAAGGUCUGCAAUCCAUGCAGGAUCUGUUGGAGGAGAAGGAGUUUCAAUUGUGGGAGAAGGAGGGGCUGCUCGAGUACCAGGAGGAGCGGUUAGUGAACACGGAAGAUCUAGAAACGGAGAUGGCCGCGUACAUCAACGAGAUGGCCUCGCAGUUACUGAAGCGGGGCAAGGCCCUGCCCGCGGGCCUGGCGGACCAGCCCUAUUUUGGUGGGGCCAAGAAAGCGGAGGAGGAGCGGAGGCGGUUUAGACCCUAGGCUCGCGUAAGGGACCGUCUCGUGUGA